Molecule: messenger RNA, 1620 nt
Organism: Kwoniella mangroviensis CBS 8507
Lineage: Eukaryota; Fungi; Basidiomycota; Tremellomycetes; Tremellales; Cryptococcaceae
Exons: 4
Coding region: 1-1620 (539 amino acids)
Biological process (GO): cell differentiation; regulation of transcription by RNA polymerase II
Molecular function (GO): DNA-binding transcription factor activity, RNA polymerase II-specific; RNA polymerase II cis-regulatory region sequence-specific DNA binding
Source: RefSeq, a predicted model, not a curated record
AUGUCAGACGAUCAAGAUCAAAUCAUGAUCUCUUCACCUGAAUGUUCUCCUCAGACACCCGGUAUAUCACCUUCACCACCAUUAAGGGAAUUAUCCAUGUCGCUCUCACUUUCCAGAUCGAACUCACCGGCGAGUCAAAACACCGUUGCGUUGCCGCCACCAAGAGACCUCCGAGCUUUAUUGUCCAAUUCACCACCUACCAGUCCAAGUCGAAGUUCAAGGAAAGUGGAUAUGGACGAAUCGAUGGAUCAAGGUCCUUGCAACUCCGACAAAAGCAAAUCGGUCAUUUCUUCUCCACCAAGAUCAGACGCUGUUCUACAUCGCAGUCUCCCGCCACUUCAGCGUGUGACGCCUACAUUACCCAGACUCAAUACCUGUCCACCACCUCAUAGACGCAGUCCCCCGAGGACCAGUUCGAAUGGAUUAGGUGCAGGAUUCGGCCUCGAGGCGUUCAAAUUAGGUUCACCACCCAGACGACACCCUCAACCUGCUCAUCAAAGGGGAUUUUCCCACUCACAUAUAGGCAGAUCGUUCUGGGUUCCUUCAUCUUCUACCGCCAGUCCGGGUACGCCAAAGAACCACCACCAAAGAUUAGCCUCUUUACCCUCGAUUCAAACCAGUCAUCGGGAGAAUGUUUAUCCCACUCCUGUAUCAUUGACUUCUCAGAGGGGAUUCCCAGCAUCGGCUGCGACACCUGUGGCUCAUACACGUCACCCAUCCGAAGAACAGAGAGAAUAUGUGGUCCAGCGUCAAACAAUUCACUCAAAAUAUCCAUCAGCUGGACAUCAGAUGAAUCUACCUCACCCUCAACCCCAUCCUGGACAGCCCGUUGUGCAUCGACGACACCCCUCAAGUGGCGAUAUGACCGGUGUUAGAGUCGCCCCACAGCCAACGUAUCGUCCAACUUGGGCUGCUCCUCCCCCUCCCCUUGCUCCCGGUCAUCCUGGAUCAAGUAUGAUUUCUGGCCGACCUCAGAAUUUGGGUAGACCAAGAUUACAGAUCCAUCCGUUUGCUCCUCCCAGGAUGGAUCCGAGGUAUUAUUCUGCCGGAGGAAUUGGAAUGCACACGCAUACCUCUGCAGGUGUACCACACGGUAUGCCUGUCGCUGGUCUAGGUCGAGAAGGUGUAUACGUCAGUCCGUCGAGUGGUUUGAGUCCAGGAGGGUUCAAGGCGCCACGUAAACGAGCUGACGAUUCACAACUCGCGAUCCUCAACGAGGUCUUCGAAAAGACUGCCUAUCCAUCGACCGAAGAAAGGGAUAAUCUGGCCAGGAAAUUGGGUAUGACCUCUAGAAGCGUACAAAUCUGGUUCCAGAACCGUCGUCGAGCUGUCAAAGUGGACGCACAGUCCGCCGUCCAACGGGCAGAAGCAGAAGCAGAAACUCAAAUCAUGAUACGUGGCCCAGUCCCGGUCAUCCCCAAGCCAUACCCUAUACGUGCCAGACAGAGAAGCGAGAGUGAUGAAGAAGGUCCGUCAUUCCGGGAAUCCAUGAACUUUGAUCGGAUCAUACCCAAUAUUCCAAGAGAUAUUCCGACCUCUGAAGCGUUGGCGGUCAGAAGGGCGUCAUUGAGAAGUGAAGAUGAUGUGUGUAUGGUGAAGAGAGAGGUGAUUUCGCCUUGA